Molecule: messenger RNA, 1682 nt
Organism: Sander lucioperca (pikeperch)
Lineage: Eukaryota; Metazoa; Chordata; Actinopteri; Perciformes; Percidae
Product: major histocompatibility complex class I-related gene protein-like
Exons: 9
Coding region: 165-1472 (435 amino acids)
Biological process (GO): immune response
Cellular component (GO): external side of plasma membrane
Source: RefSeq, a predicted model, not a curated record
AGUCUAAAUUCCCAUUGGCCAGAUGAAGGUUGAUGACAGCGCUCCUGGUUUUAUCCUCAGUUGACCCUGGUGCUCGAGCUGGAAGGGCGGUGUCUGUUUCUCUGGAUAAACAAACAUAGAAGUUGCUAAUAAGUCUAUCAAAUGUUCAGAAGUGACAGCUCACAAUGAAGACCUGGCUUGUUCUGCUCCUCCUGGGACUCAUGGUACAAGACGCCGCAGCAAUGACUCACUCUCUGAAGUAUUUCUACACUGCGUCUUCUGGAGUCCCAAACUUCCCAGAGUUUGUGGCUGUUGGAUUGGUUGAUGACGUUGAGAUUGUUUACUAUGACAGUAACACCAAGAGAGCAGAACCCAAACAGGACUGGAUGAGCAGAGUCACAGAAGAUGAUCCUCAGUACUGGCAGAGGGAGACUGAGAACUUGGUUGGUCAACAGCAGCUCUUCAAAUCCACCAUUGAAAUUUUAAAGCAGCGCUUCAACCAAAUUGGAGAUGUUCACGUUUACCAGAGGAUGUUCGGCUGUGAGUGGGAUGAUGAGACUGGAGAGGUCAGUGGUUAUGAUCAGUAUGGUUAUGAUGGAGAAGACUUCAUAGCAUUUGACCUGAAGACAGAGACACACAUCGCUCCAAAACAACAGGCUGUCAUCACCAAACACAGGUGGGACAAUGACAGAGCUUUCAUAGCUCAGAGAAAACACUUCCUGACCCAGGAGUGUCCUGAGUGGCUGAAGAAGUAUGUGAACUAUGGGAGGAGCUCUCUGCUGAGAACAGAUCUUCCCUCAGUGUCUCUCCUCCAGAAGUCUCCCUCCUCUCCAGUCAGCUGCCACGCUACAGGUUUCUACCCUGACAGAGCCAUGAUGUUCUGGAGGAAAGAUGGAGAGGAGCUUCAUGAGGACGUGGACCUCGGAGAGAUCCUCCCCAACCACGAUGGAUCCUUCCAGAUGAGUGUUGACCUGGACCUUUCAUCAGUCCCAGCUGAAGACUGGAGGAGGUACGACUGUGUGUUUCAGCUCUCUGGUAUGAAGGACGACAUCUUUACCAAACUGGACAAAGCAGUGAUCAGGACCAACAGAGAGAAUCCUGACGUGAACACUGACAUGACCAUCCCCAUCAUUGCUGCAGUGGUUGUUCUGGCUCUCGUCCUCCUCGCUGUGAUCGGAGUCCUAGUUUACAGAAAGAAGAAAGCUGAAAAGACUCACUACAAACCAGCAAACCACAGCAACGUGCCACUGAACGGGUCAGACUCUUCUUCAGGUAGCUCUCCUAAUGGUUCUAAUGAAGUUGUAAACAGCAGCACACCAUUGAACACAGGUGGACAGGUACGGUGUGAAGAGGAGGGUGAAGAAAUUGGCAACAUUAAACGUUAUUUACAAAGUUUUUACACAAUCUGUAAUCCAAACAAUAGGGCCACCUCACCACCAACAUGGAUUGAAUAUCACUUAUAUUUAUGGGGUCAGGAAGCUGCAUUACAAUGAGGCUUUAAAGCUGCACUAAUCAAUAUUUGUUUAUGAAAAAAUUAUUAACUGACAUAUCUGUUAUCUGAUAUCUGUAAUAUGAAAGGUAACACUUGCAGUGACGAUCCCACUGAGAAUUAUGAUUAUAUUAUCAAUGAAACCCAUCUCCAUACAUCCACUCCUAGGGUGUGGCAGAGAUAUGAUGAUAUCAACCUUGAGAUAACAGAUAUU